CGGGGCAGGAUGAACAGCUCCGACGAGGAGAAGCAGCUGGAGCUCCUCGCCAGCCUGAAGGACCAAGCUAUUGGCGAGUAUGAAGAGCUUAGAGCAGAAAAUAAGAAAACGAAAGAGGAGUGUGACAAAAUCAAGCAAGAACGAGAUGAGGCUGUCAAAAAACUGGAGGAGUUUCAGAAAAUUUCUCACAUGGUUAUUGAGGAAGUAAACUGUAUUCAGAACCAUCUUGAAAUUGAGAAGACGUGCCGUGAAAGUGCUGAGGCUUUGGCUUCUAAGCUGAACAAAGAAAAUAAGACCUUGAAAAGAAUUAGUAUGCUUUAUAUGGCAAAACUGGGCCCAGAAAUUAUCACUGAAGAGAUUAACAUUGAUGAGGAUGAUUCAUCCACAGAUACAGAAGCAAACUCUGGAUCAUGCAAUUCUGUGCAUUGUCAGCAGCAAAUAAAAGAGCUGCGAGAUCAAAUCAUAUCUGUUCAUGAGGAAAAGAAGACCUUAGCCAUUGAACUGGAAAACCUGAGGUGCAAACUUGUAGAAGUAAUUGAAGAAGUGAAUAAAGUGAAAGAAGAAAAGGCUGUUUUGACAACAGAAGUUAACAAGCAGCAAAAACUGUUGGAGAAAUGUAACAGAGUGUCUGUGCUGGCAGUAGAGGAGUAUGAGGAGCUUCAUGUAAACUUUGAACUGGAAAAGAACCUGCGGAAGAAAGCAGAGUCGUUUGCACAAGAGAUGUUUAUUGAACAAAACAAGAUGAAAAGGCAAAGUCAGUUGCUUCUGCAAAAUUCCGCUCCUGAUCAACAGCUUUUGAAGGCUUUGGACGACAAUGCUAGGCUAACCCACACAUUAGAAGAAGAGAGGCUUCAACACCAACAAAAGAUCAAAGAAUUGGAAGAGCAGCUAGAGAAUCAAGCACUGCAUAAGGAGAUUAGUCGUCUUAAACAGCAACUAGAACUUUUGGAAGAAGAUAAAAAGGAACUAGAGCUUAAGUGUCAGAACUCAGAAGAAAAAGCUAGAGACCUGAAGCAUUCAGUUGAUGAACUUCAAAAACGAAUACAGCAGUCUGAAAAUCCUGCACCACCUCCUCCACCGCCACCCCCUCCUCCUCUUCCUCCUCCCCCUCCUCCUAACCCUAUACGGUCUCUCAUGUCAAUGAUUCGCAAGAGAUCUCACUCCAACACAAACGUGAGCAAGAAGGAGAAACCUCCUCAGCAGGAGUCAGGUGAAGAAGUUACGGAUCUGAAGAGACAAGCUGUUGAAGAAAUGAUGGACAGAAUUAAAAAGGGAGUUCAUCUGAGACCAGUCAACCAGUCAAGCAGGCCUAAAACAAAGCCAGAAACACCAAAGCCCUCUGAAAGUGCAAUGAAAGAAUUAAAAGGGAUUCUGGAAACACUGAAUAAAUCCACUAGUUCCCGAAGCUUGAAGUCCCUUGAAGCAGACAGCAGUGAAACAGAGCUGGAACGGGUUCUGCGUCGCCGGAAAGUAACCACUGACCAGGACAGUGGCAGUCCCACUGGAAUCUUGGCCACAUCAGAAUCAAAAUCUCUGCCUGUGCUAGGUUCGGGAGCCAGUGCCGCACAAACAGCGUUGAACAAGAAAGACCUGGAGACAGAAUUCAGUUCCAAAGUACCCGACUCGGGUCCUGUCUCUAACCAGCUUAAGGGUGUCACGGGCUCCAAGCCUACAUUACAAUCAACUAGUCAUACAGAAUUUACAAGAAAAGCUUCUAGCAGUGAAAAAGAGACAGAAUCCGUUGUAGUUUUAGAUCCUGUUUCCACCAGUGGGGAUCAGAUGUCUGAAAACACGCUGAAUCAGAAGAAAAUGAAAGAAGAAAAAAGCAAGCCGCUGCAUAAAGAAACUAAUGUUGAGAAAAUAAAAGAAACAGACAGUUCUAACUGUUAAUUGUUAUUCUGAAAGGCUGUAACUUUGGGGAGUCAUUAUCUGGACAUGUAAAUUGCUUAGGUGUGUUACUAGGGGCUACGGUCUGUACUCCAAACAGUUUUCAAUAAUAUAGAUUGAAACGGUCUUUUGUAUGCAGUUUUGUUACAUGCAUUAAAGUGUUAAAUAACUAUGUAUCACUCAAAAUCCCCUUCCCAUUUUAAUUUUGCAGGUAUGGUUAUUAUUUUCUUAGAUAAUGUCAGUUACCUUUACUUUAAAACUGUAUUUGAAAAGGCUUUUUUACUUAUUCUUCUAUUGAGAAGAUGCCUUGUUAAAGGUCCGUUCUAAAGCUUGCCAGAAGCCCCUUGCAUCCCUCUUGAAUCGGACAGGUUUGGGUUAGACCCUGUGAAGGUGAUUACACACACAUCAGCUUUAGGAUGGGGGGUAUUACUAAUGAUUAAAAAAUCACUGUUUAGACACAUGGUUUUAAAAAUAUUUUGAUAUCUACUUAAGCCAAGAUCUUGUAGGUCUCCUUACUGCUGUCUCCACACACGCCUUUGUGAGGAAAUUAAAAGCACAAGCAUCACACUUCUGUUUCCGAUUCCCCAGUGGACAGGUAGCCCAAAGACUGAAAAGCAGAGGCAGUGCAGCAUGUCAUUUUGGUACCAAGAUUUUUGGUAACGACAGCCGAAGUCAGAAGUUUGUGGGUUGAGAUUGGUGCUCUCAUUUGGAUGAACAGCUUUUCAAAGGAGGACUUAUCUCCUGGUUUUUGUUUUAAUGUUACAUAGCAAAGUUUGGAACUGCUUUUGUCUGCCUUUACUGCUGCAAAAAAAAUACCUUAUCCUAGGCCCCUGUGAGUAUGGACUACAUCGGGGAUUCGGUCAUUCUAGGAUUGCAAGUUACUUGGAAUCAACGUUUUGAGAACUCCCGGCUGAAGGCUCGCAGCACUAACAAAUAAGCCUUUGCUUUGAACCUGGUACACACUGGUGGCAUUAAUUUCUUUAUUAGGUAACACUUUAGGUGUCUGUAUUUGAUGACACAAAUCCCAGCUUCCCUCAGCCCUUAUUUCCUACGAAGACAGUGAGAUAGGUACGUAAUUGAUUUGCUUCACUGCCAAUGCACAUUCCAUUGUAGUCUCUCUCUAAAUUCAACACAGUAUCUCAUUUUCUAUAAUGAACGAACAAAUGUAAUCAGGGAUUUACCUAAAGAUCGGUGCAACUGAAAUUGGGUGGUCAAGUACUUGAGUGCACUUGGAUUAUUUUUUAUUUAAUGAUUUGAAACAGUGAUAGUACUGAAGGAUGAAUGUUCUGAGUUUGUUGGUUUGGCUCUGCAUGCAACUGUCUGGUGCUUUUCCUAAAAAUAAAACGAUAGUAACGAGUGUGGUA
Gymnogyps californianus (California condor) is the source of this 3251-nucleotide messenger RNA. It is a transcript of the gene SHTN1, whose product is annotated as shootin 1. The transcript is spliced from 17 exons. The coding region runs from base 10 to 1890 and encodes 626 amino acids. The record is from RefSeq and is a predicted model, not a curated record. Lineage: Eukaryota; Metazoa; Chordata; Aves; Accipitriformes; Cathartidae.